AAACCUGUUCCCUGAGUAAAUACAGGAUGAAGCUUUCUGGCUUGUAAAAAGAUAUGCUGUCUCUUUCCUCCCUAACUCAUAUCACACUGCUGUCGUAAAGGAUGGUGCACUGAGGUGUUCUUCCAGACCAGCUUUUCGAAACUAAGAACACACACUCCUGUGUCUCACAUUCUUAGUUGGUACUUUCCCAGCACUGCGUUGUGCCUGCUCACGUAAGUCUCUGCUUUAAAACAGAGUUCAACUUCCCCCAAAUUAGCACAGUUAGUUUAUUCCUCUUUCUGGUGAUCGCCAUAUAUAGAAAAAAAAUCUAAUUAUUUCCACCAGGCACCGUCCCUCUUCCCUUGUGGACUAUGAAGGGAUGCUGUUAGCUCCAAGGAGAGAGAAAGCGCGGCUUUCCCAGGGUGGCAAAUUCAGACCCCGAGUGUCACAGGGUUGCUGUGUAGGGAGGGGCAAUUGACGUUUUUUUUUGCUUAAUGAACUCUCUUAUGUAUGAUACUGUUGCUUUAUAUUUUCCUCAAGUCCACACUGUGAAGGGGACUCUUUUUUUUCAUUGAGGUAAAAAGUGGGUCUGUGAGUGUAGUGACUUUCUUUAAAAAAAAAAAAAUCAGAAACCAAUUACUUGAUAUGCAGAGCUGCGAGCCUCAUUCCUUUAACGAAAUCAGUGCAGCUCGCACCCACAGUUAACCUGAGGAAAGCCGCUGACAGCUCUUGAUGCUGCUGGAGGUGGAAGGACCCAAACUUACAGGAUUCCCCCUCCCCCUUGAGAGGUUGUUAGUCCAGUCCUUUAGAGAGGUUCCUUUUGGCUCUCUGUCAUCACCGGGACGCUGGCAGAGAGUGUGUGUCAUGGUUACAAUAGAGCGUGAUAACAUAUAACAACCAUGAAAGCCCAGCGGGAAAGACUGCAGAUUCCGGGGCUGACCUUGGAUCUCACUCCGAGGAGCCUGAGUCCAACCCCAUCCAGCCCGGGCAGCCCUUGUAGUCCUCUCUUGGCCUUUCACUUCUGGAGUUGCCGGACAAGCAACCGGAAAAGUUUGAUAGGCAAUGGCCAGUCACCAGCUUUGCCUAGACCACAUUCACCUCUCUCUGCUCAUGCAGGAAAUAGCCCUCAAGACAGUCCAAGGAAUUUCUCCCCCAGUGCCUCAGCCCAUUUCUCAUUUGCACGGAGGACGGAUGGGCGCCGCUGGUCCCUGGCUUCGCUCCCCUCCUCGGGCUAUGGGACAAAUACACCAAGCUCCACCGUCUCCUCAUCCUGUUCCUCCCAGGAAAAGUUGCACCAGUUACCAUACCAGCCAACACCAGAUGAGCUGCACUUCUUAUCCAAACACUUUUGCACUACAGAAAGCAUCGCCACCGAGAACCGAUGCAGGAACACGCCCAUGCGUCCCCGUUCCCGAAGUCUCAGCCCAGGACGUUCCCCCGCCUGCUGUGACCAUGAAAUAAUUAUGAUGAACCAUGUCUACAAAGAAAGGUUCCCAAAGGCCACGGCUCAGAUGGAAGAGCGUCUGAAGGAAAUCGUCACCAGCUACUCCCCAGACAGCGUCCUCCCCUUGGCGGACGGAGUGCUCAGCUUCACCCACCAUCAGAUUAUCGAGCUGGCUCGAGACUGCUUGGAUAAAUCCCACCAGGGUCUCAUCACAUCCCGAUACUUCCUUGAGUUGCAGCACAAGUUGGAUAAGUUGCUACAGGAGGCUCAUGAUCGCUCUGAAAGUGGAGAACUGGCGUUUAUUAAACAGCUAGUCCGAAAGAUCCUAAUUGUUAUCGCCCGCCCCGCUCGGCUAUUGGAGUGCUUGGAAUUCGAUCCUGAAGAAUUUUAUUACCUCUUGGAAGCUGCAGAAGGCCAUGCCAAAGAAGGCCAGGGAAUCAAAACUGACAUUCCCAGGUACAUCAUCAGCCAGCUGGGCCUCAAUAAGGACCCUUUGGAAGAAAUGGCUCAGUUGGGGAAUUACGAUAGUGGGACAGCAGAAACACCAGAGACGGAUGAGUCAGUGAGCAGCUCAAAUACCUCCCUGAGACUGCGAAGGAAACCCCGAGAGAGUGAUUUCGAAACAAUUAAGUUGAUCAGCAAUGGAGCCUAUGGGGCCGUCUACUUCGUUCGGCAUAAGGAAUCCCGGCAGAGGUUCGCCAUGAAGAAGAUCAACAAGCAGAACCUCAUCCUCCGGAACCAGAUCCAGCAGGCCUUCGUGGAGCGCGACAUCCUGACGUUCGCGGAGAACCCCUUUGUGGUCAGCAUGUAUUGCUCCUUUGAAACGAGGCGCCACUUAUGCAUGGUCAUGGAGUAUGUCGAAGGGGGAGACUGUGCGACCUUAAUGAAAAACAUGGGUCCUCUCCCAGUCGAUAUGGCUAGGAUGUACUUUGCUGAGACGGUCUUGGCCUUGGAGUAUCUGCAUAAUUAUGGAAUCGUACACAGGGAUUUGAAGCCGGACAACCUGUUGGUCACCUCCAUGGGGCACAUAAAGCUGACUGAUUUUGGAUUAUCGAAGGUGGGGCUAAUGAGCAUGACGACUAAUCUCUACGAAGGUCAUAUUGAGAAGGAUGCCCGAGAGUUCUUAGAUAAACAGGUCUGCGGCACACCUGAAUACAUUGCCCCAGAGGUGAUUCUGAGACAGGGCUAUGGAAAGCCUGUGGACUGGUGGGCCAUGGGCAUUAUCUUGUAUGAAUUUCUGGUUGGAUGUGUGCCUUUCUUUGGGGACACCCCAGAAGAGCUGUUUGGACAAGUCAUCAGUGAUGAAAUCAACUGGCCCGAAAAGGAUGAGGCCCCUCCUCCCGAUGCUCAGGACCUGAUUACCUUGCUCCUCAGGCAGAAUCCACUGGAGAGGCUGGGAACAGGUGGCGCCUACGAAGUGAAGCAGCAUCGAUUCUUCCGCUCUUUAGACUGGAACAGUUUGCUGAGACAGAAGGCAGAAUUUAUUCCCCAACUGGAAUCGGAGGACGACACAAGUUAUUUUGAUACUCGGUCAGAGAAAUACCAUCACAUGGAAACGGAGGAGGAAGACGACACAAACGAUGAGGACUUCACCGUGGAGAUAAGGCAGUUUUCUUCCUGUUCACACAGGUUUUCUAAAGUUUUCAGCAGCAUCGAUCGAAUAACUCAGAAUUCAGGAGAGGACAAAGACGGCUCUGAGGACAAGACCAAAAGCACAACUUUGCCAUCCACGGAGACACUCAGCUGGAGUUCGGAAUACUCUGAAGUGCAACAGUUAUCGACAUCCAACUCUUCAGACACUGAAAGCAACAGAUGCAGACUCAGUUCUGGCCUGCUUCCCAAGCUGGCAAUCUCCGCAGAGGGAGAACAGGAUGAAGCUGUCCCUUGCUCUGGAGACCCCAGAGAGGAGCCAGAGAAACCAGUCCUUCCUCCUGAGGAGUGCACUCAGGAGGAGCCCGAGGUCACCACUCCCGCCAGCACCAUCAGCAGUUCCACGCUGUCAGUUGGCAGUUUUUCAGAGCACUUGGAUCAGAUAAAUGGGCGGAGCGAGUGUGUGGACAGUACAGAUAAUUCCUCAAAGCCAUCCAGUGAAACCUCUUCUCACAUGGCCCGGCAGCGAUUAGAAAGCACAGAGAAAAAGAGAAUCUCGGGGAAAGUCACAAAGUCCCUCUCUGCCAGUGCUCUGUCCCUCAUGAUCCCAGGAGAUAUGUUUGCUGUGUCUCCGCUGGGAAGUCCGAUGUCCCCACACUCCCUGUCUUCAGACCCCUCCUCUUCCCGGGAUUCCUCGCCCAGCCGAGAUUCUUCUGCAGCGUCUGCCAGUCCCCAUCAGCCCAUUGUGAUCCACAGUUCAGGGAAGAACUAUGGCUUCACCAUCCGGGCCAUCCGCGUGUACGUGGGGGACAGCGACAUUUACACAGUGCACCACAUCGUCUGGAAUGUAGAAGAAGGAAGUCCCGCAUACCAGGCGGGACUGAAGGCUGGGGAUCUGAUCACGCACAUCAAUGGAGAGCCCGUGCACGGCCUGGUCCACACGGAAGUCAUCGAGCUCCUGCUAAAGAGUGGGAAUAAGGUGUCAAUCACCACCACCCCAUUUGAAAACACAUCAAUAAAAACGGGACCGGCUAGGAGAAACAGUUACAAGAGCCGGAUGGUGAGACGGAGCAAGAAGUCCAAGAAGAAAGAAAGUCUAGAAAGGAGGAGAUCUCUCUUCAAGAAGCUGGCCAAACAGCCUUCUCCUUUGCUCCACACCAGCCGAAGUUUCUCCUGCCUGAACCGAUCGCUGUCCUCUGGAGAGAGCCUCCCGGGCUCCCCAACUCACAGCUUGUCCCCGCGGUCUCCAACACCCAGCUACCGUUCCACCCCCGAUUUCCCAUCCGGUACAAAUUCCUCCCAGAGCAGCUCCCCAAGUUCAAGUGCGCCCAACUCUCCAGCAGGUUCAGGGCACAUCCGGCCCAGCACCCUCCACGGCCUGGCUCCCAAACUCAGUGGGCAGCGGUACCGCUCCGGAAGGCGGAAGUCAGCUGGCAGCAUUCCACUCUCCCCGCUGGCCAGGACACCCUCUCCGACCCCCCAGCCUACCUCUCCCCAGCGCUCACCAUCCCCACUGUUGGGGCACUCACUGAGCAACGCCAAGAUCACUCAGGCCUUUCCUGGCAAGAUGCACUCCCCGCCCACCAUCGUCAGACACAUCGUGAGGCCCAAGAGUGCCGAGCCCCCGCGCUCCCCGCUGCUGAAGCGCGUGCAGUCCGAGGAGAAGCUGUCGCCCUCCUACGGCAGUGACAAGAAGCACCUGUGCUCCCGCAAGCACAGCCUGGAGGUGACCCAGGAGGAGGUGCAGCGGGAGCAGGGCCAGCGCGAGGCGGCGCUGCAGAGCCUGGAGGAGGCCGUCUGCGACGCGCCGUCCCUCAGUCGGGCCCGGCCCGUGGAGCAGGGCUGCCUGAAGCGCCCCGUGUCCCGCAAGCUGGGCAGGCAGGAGUCCGUGGAUGAGCUGGACCGGGACAAGCUGAAGGCCAAGGUCGGGGUGAAGAAACCGGAGGAGAAGCGGGACUGCCACCAGAAACCUCACAGCCUCGGCGGCGGGGGCGGCGGCGACGCAGAAGGCCACGCUCUGCUCCGGCUGGAGGAGAGAGAGAAGAAAGCGUACCCGAAGGGGUUGGAAAGGGCAGGCCAUUUCGAAGGCGCGACGGCCGAGGCCCCUUCGGCGGGCAGCCUGCUGAAGGACACGCUCCAUAAGCAGGCCAGUGUGCGGGCCAGCGAGGGGGCCGCCGCCGACGGCGCCCCGGCGUCCGGGGAGCACGGCCAGCCUCUGAGCGACCUGAAACGGGCCUCCGCUUCCGGCGUCCUCCACGACGGCGGGUGUCACCUCCCUGACAGGCCCACUCCCGGGAAGGGCGAGUACGCCGAGAAGGCCUCACCCGCCAAAGAGCUCCUUCGAGGUGAGAAGCUAGACGGCAAGCUGGCCAAUAUCGAUUACCUCCGCAAGAAAAUGUCCCUGGACGACAAGGACGAUGGCCACUGUGCCAUCCUCAAACCCAAGAUGGCAUCUAACCCCCACGAGGGCCUGCCCGGGAACGCCGUGCGGCCCAUGGCUGGGCAGCAAGAGGCCCUGCCAGCCUCGGAGAGCCGGGCAUUCAUCAGCAGCACCCACACAUCUCAGAUGGGUGCUGUUUCCUUUGUCCCCCUCAAAGCCUUAGCUGGCCGGGGAGAGAAUGGAGGGGACAAAGCAGGCUUAGUUGCCCCGGAAUCCCCCGUCAGGAAGAGCCCUUCCGAGUAUAAGCUGGAGGGCAGGUCAGUUUCAUGCCUGAAGCCGAUCGAGGGCACCCUGGACAUUGCUCUCUUGUCAGGACCUCAUGCCUGCAAAACAGAGCUGCCCUCGCCGGAGCCCACACAGAGCCCCAGCCCAGGCGUCGGCGCCACCCCGUCGGCGCCAGCAGCUCUUCCGGGGAGCAGUGGGAAAAAGGGUGACCCCAGCAGCCUGAGGGAGCCUCCUUCCGCAAGCUUAAAGGUGAAUAAAGCUUACCUGUUGGAGCCCCGGUUCCUGCCCCCAAGCCGGGGUCUCCAGGACUCUCUUGCGGCUCCGGGGCCAGAACCAAAGUCGAAGCAGGACAGAAAGGUCACUCACCCUGUGGCCAGGAGCACAGUAAGCGUCAUAGAGAGCACCCCCACCAAACACCAGGACCGCUCCUCCGACACCAAGGGUCUCCCUGGCUCAGGGCAGACCCCACACAGUGCGGGCCCGCCCAGGCCGUGUCCAUCUGUCCUGCUCCCACCGGAAGAGACCCUCUCCAAGGAGACGCCUUGCCCGAAGGAACCGUCCGAAAAGGCGAAGAGCGAGUGGUCUGCCAGGAGGGAUGAAGUACACAGAGAUCCCUGUGUGAAGCCGUGUCCUGCAGAGACGGGUAAAGCCAAUGACAGCCUGAAAAACCUCCCUUCUGGGGGAAGGACCCAUCCUGAUUUCUACAUGCAGACCCAGACCACGGAGAAAGCUUGGGCUUGUUCAAAAACAAACCACAGAGAUGGCCGAGAGGAGGUGAGGUCCCUGGCCAGGGAGGACUCCAUGCACUCCGCUGAGCUUCUGUAUGAAAAGGAGGUAGGCAGGGCAAGAAAAGGCACAGAACCCAGACCCCCUGUUCCUGCCGCCAGGCACCCUCCUCAGCCAUCGGGAGUCGAGGGUGAGAAGAGUGAAAAGACCUCCUCUGUCCCAGCUUUGCAGAAACAAGCUCCCAAAGAGCCUGAGAGGAAGGAUCAGGCCCUGCAGAGGCCUGGAGGCAGUGGCCCUCAACAACCCCCACCCACCAAAGAGCUGCCCAGCUCAGCAGCUUGGCAGCACUGCAGUUCUCCGAACCACGCUCUUCACAGAGAAAUGGGGACCAGACCCGCUGCCGCAGAACCAAGCACCAGCCUCCAGGACACUCCCCGAUCUGCUACUGCCACCGCCACGACCACUGCCACCGCCGGGGCCGGGCACAGUGACUGCAGUAGCCAGAAGUCCCGCCCUGGCCCUGACCCCAGCCCUUCAAAGUCGAAGCACCCAGACAGGUCCCCCUCCUCACAGAAGCCGAGCGCCGGGUCGGCAAAAGGCAGAGAGCCUGUCUUUCAGCCCCUUGGCGGCUCCCUCAGAGAGGGGAAGGGCGGCAGCAAGGAUCCAUCAGACACGCUCCCCGCCGUUCUCGCCACCCAGGGCAAAGCAAACGAUGUGCUCGGGCAGGGAGAAGGGAGGGUCACGGUCACUAUCACACUCCACGUGGAAGGGAGCCCUCUAGAGGCCAAACUGAAAACCACCAGUGGAGGGUGUCCCCCGGAGAUGCAGGAGAAGCCUCCCAGACAAGGGCAUCCAGGGCUCAGCGAAGCAGUAAGCCAGAAGGUCCUCCCCGCUGGUGAAAAGCAAAGCCCGUCUCCAAAACAUCCCAAACCACCCACUGUGAAAGACGCCCCCCCUCUCUGCAGACAGACGGACAAAAGCCCGGGUCAGCAGACUGCCGCUGGGGACCGCAAGUCAGACGGGAAGAAAGGCACAGAAGCACUUUAUGUUCCAGCUCCGGAGGGCUACAAGCUGGAGGCCAGCCCUUCCCUCCACCAUGGUGACACCCGACCCAAAGGCCCAGAGAGGCCAGCCGCGGGCCUGGGGAAGGGCUGCCUCUCAGAGUCCAAGGGGAAAGGGCCUGGUCCCCAGAAGCCACUGGCUGAACCAAGCAAGCCCAGCGGAAUGAAGCGGUCACCCUCUGCCACUGCGCAGAGCUCUCUCCGCCCAUCUGGCCCCCCAGAAAAGCCUCUGAGCUACUCAGCCAGCUUCCCUGAGGCCCAGGCCGGAAUGCGAGAUGUCAUUGCAGCCAGCAGCACCCCCUCCUCUGCCAAGGCUUUGGGGGCCACCUCAGAAUCCCCAGCCCCCAGCGGCAGGGACCACAGGAAGCCCCAGUCUGGGGGAGACGGCCGAAGCCAAAUGACAAAGAGUGAUUCCCUGCCUUCCUUCCGCCUCUCCAACCCUGUCCCCGAGUCCCACUUCCCAGAUCCACAGGCGCCCAGCACAGCGGGCCACCGAGGCAGGGCACUGUCAGUAACUGCUACCACAGGAGAACCCAAAGGGAGAGAGCCUGCCCAGCCUCCCCCAGCCAGGAAACAGAAUGCGGGCCGGGAGGUGACCAGGGCACCCCCAGCCCCGAGCACAGACCGCCCCCUCCCUCUCUCCUCGGAGAAGGACUUUGUGGUGAGGCAGAGGAGAGGCAAGGAGAGCCUGCGGAGCAGUCCUCACAAAAAGGCCUCCUAAUGUGCAGCCCUGCCACCAGGGCCGUGAGGGCCAGCCUGAGCGUGGCUGCGAUGGACUCUUCGCCACCCUUACAAACCAGCACUGUAUGGGAACGUCCUCCAAGCAGAGCUCGGAGGCUGACUGAGGAGGAGGAGGAGAGACAGAAAAAAAAGGGAACUUUCUUCCAGAUGCCUUCCCAGUUGUAACCGGUAAAACUGUUGCCAGAUAGUGUUUGUACAAACCCUGCCUUUCCAGCGUAGUGUUGGUGAGGAAGUGAAUCUCUCUGUACAUACGUAGCCAUGUGUUCGGUUCGGGAUGUAGAAUGUGUACCUUGCUGCUGACCGCCUUGUUGACUAAAGCUUUUCUAAGUGAAGAUAAUUGUUUUACCACUUAACCGUAAUGCAGUGAUGAGGCAGAGUGGUCAGAGCUGGGUGUGAAAAUAGAAACCCACCCAUAACUGCGUAUGUACACAUCCACCCACGUUUGGUCUGUGGUUUGAGAAUAGUUCAAGGCUCCAUUUGUAGAAAUAGAGUUUAAAGAUGAAAGGAAGCCCUAAAUACAGUAGAUGGUGAGUUUUUGUGUGUAUAUUGAACCAGGAUCUCUGAUCGUACCGAAUCCGGCUGCCUGCAUUUCUGAGCUGCUGCAUUCGGACCCUCCACUAGGAGCCGCCAGGACAGGUGGAGCUGGGCAUCUGUUUGACAGUCCCUGUAGGGGACAUUUUGUCCCUCAGGUCCAAGUGGCCAAAAGGGCAAUUGUUCUUGUCUCUGGGUUCUAUGUCUGGUCUUCAGCUGAGGGCACCCAGGGACCAGAAACACACUGCAGGUCGGCUCUUUCUUCUCUCCCUCCUUUCCAAGCUCUCACCCUCAGGCCUGUAUGCUUGUGAGUCCAAGAAGCACAUGGAGAGGGCAGGUGCUGUACCAGCCCUGCCCGUGAGGAAACAGGAAAGUCACUGGUUGCACACAAAUCUGCUAGCACUUAGGUGGAGUGAAAUGCAUUAGGCAUCGGAAGAGGUUUUAAAUUUGCUUUCGUUGAGGAAAAGGAGGGGGGGUGGAUUUUGGCAUCAUAGCAUAUAUAUUAAAGAAUAAUCAGGACAUCAGAUACAUUUUAAUACAUAGCUGGGGCCUUAUGUUGUAGAUGAAGCUUGCUGUUUUUAGCAAGUUCCUGGGUUUCACAUUCAUUUCUGGUGCAUCGAGUAGCUCCAUACAUUUCAUAACACAAUCUCUUUAUUUGUAUGCAAAAAAAAUCCUGUAUUAAUAAAGAGCAGCAUUUUGUAACAAAGAGACUGGAGCUAUUUGGUGCUUGAAUGUGAGCAGCCUUUUUACUUUUGCUAAGCCUUAUUUAAAUUUUGUAUACCAUGAAAUAUGUAGAAUUUGUCAGAUCAUUUUAGCGCCGAGCAUUUCUAGUUUGUUUCUGUUGUUGUAGGAUUUUUUGUUUUUGUUUUUGUUUUGUUUUGUUUUUGAACACCUUGUUUUGAAUCGUAAGAUGGCACUCGCUAAGACACAAUGCAGAUACGCUUUUAUAAGAUGCUUGGGAACCAUAGCAAGACUUUGUUCUAUAAGAGGAAAAAAAAUAAUUAGAAAUGAAUAAUGAAUCUAGCACCAGAGCCCUUGGGGGUGUCAUAGUGUCUGCGCACCAUAAGAUUGUUUAUGUGAGCACAGCCCUGUGGAUUGUAAAUCACCUAGUAAGGUUGUAAGCACUCCAGAAACAAAGGCAUCGCAUCAUUGACUGCUUGGUUGCCCUUUGUUGCAAAGCUGGUUGGCGAUGGAAAAGGAACGACUUCUUUUCCCCUGUCUCCCCACACCCAUACAGUUCUAGCCACUUCCCAUCACUACAUUGUGAAACUGUAGAACAAACCAAUAUUUUUUACAAGAACUCAAAUGGGUCUCAAAAAUGGUCUCAGAGCUUAUAAUGCAUUAUCUGUUUGGCAGAUCUAAUAGCCCAGUCCUUCUCCACUCGGACAUCAGGACAGGUCUGUCCAGGAGGUAGUUCAUGGUUUACAGCCUUUGCUUUUUAACUGUCCGGUUUUCUUUAAAGCACAACUAGCUGCUUGUUUACAAAGGAUAUUUUUAUGUAUAUUUUGUAUAGUGUAUUAUCAUUUUGCCAAAUAUGUUUUUUGCAUUUUGGAUGCGUAAAAGAGUACUUAAGGUUGCAUACAUGUGAUAAGUGUUCGUUGUUGUGGAAUCUCCCCAGCCAGCUGGUAGAACGUCUCCUGUGUUCUCCUUGGUCAGUCUCCGUGUGGUUGUAAGAUGUAGCCCUCGGUAGGACUCCCAGUUGUAGACUUACCAGCUUCAGUUUGUUAGGAUCUGUGCAAUAAAGUGUUUGCAGUCUUAUUUUCUCUGAGAAGCCCUCCCCCCAUGAAUGUCAUAAUUGUUGUAUAUUGAACAAAUAUUUAUACUUAUGCAGUUGCAUAACUUGAAUAAAAAUUUAGCAUGAAA
Meriones unguiculatus (Mongolian gerbil) is the source of this 10600-nucleotide messenger RNA. RefSeq names its product microtubule associated serine/threonine kinase family member 4 (gene Mast4). Gene Ontology annotation, biological process: peptidyl-serine phosphorylation; intracellular signal transduction. The record is from RefSeq and is a predicted model, not a curated record. Gene Ontology annotation, molecular function: protein binding; magnesium ion binding; ATP binding. The coding region runs from base 879 to 8186 and encodes 2435 amino acids. The transcript has 27 exons. Lineage: Eukaryota; Metazoa; Chordata; Mammalia; Rodentia; Muridae.